Messenger RNA from Symbiodinium natans, 2925 nucleotides. The record is from the annotation of a GenBank genome assembly. Lineage: Eukaryota; Dinophyceae; Suessiales; Symbiodiniaceae.
AUGGAAGCUGGGGCCUGCCUACAAGCUGGUACAGCUGUUCGGGCUUACUAUGACAUGAACGACCAUCCGUUCGGGUAUCGCUACGUGAAAAUGCUGGAGAUGCCCAGAGAUGGCCCUGCCGAUUCAGAUCCAGAUCCUCCUGUCAUUGGGGUGUCGCAGGGAUGGAUACCCGCAACAGUGGCUGAGGAUUAUGAUCCAAAGAGCAAUUCCGGAGAUGGAGUUCUGGUGAAACUCCAUGGCUUCUUUGAGGAUGCUUACAGAGAGGAAAAGCCAGUGAGCGGAAUGAUGUGGAAAAUUCAGCCAAGUUUGAUUUGCUUGAGAAGCUCAGCUCCUGUGAAGAUUCAGCUUUCCCUGGUCGUAGUCCGCUGGAAGGACUAUUGGACCAGGACCACCGGCUCGAGGUCGCACAAUGUUUUGAACGAGGGGUUGAUACGCGACGUGCUUUAUGGAGAGGCAUCUUGCAAGGAAGCAUUCGGUAGCCGCGGUGCCUAUGAGGUCAUUUCCAUCUUCGCAAAAACAAAAAGCCAUUUAGAUGCUGUGCCGCAAGAGCUUCUUGCCUCAAGCCUGCGAGGAUCGAGGAAAGCCGCUUUCUUCUUCCUUUGGCCGGCUCUUAAGAAGGGUCUGAAUGAGCCUGGCCACGUUGAUGCUAGUGCCUUGAAGAGCCUUGUGACUGGCCUGGACGGUCUUGGCGUGAAGACUUGUUGGCCGCAUCCAUGGACCCUCUAUGAAGAUCUCGUAAGCAAGCAGUGGGCACCCCGUGAGUGCUCCAACCUGGAGCUGAGAAUUCCCCCUACCACUUCUGUCUCCAAGGAGUCGCUGAAGGCCUCAGGAGCCAAAGCUGUCGCCUCUGCUGCGAUCGCAGCACUACAGCAGCUCAGCAGAGACAGGGAUGGGACGCCGUUGCCGCCGGAGCACUACCGAGGGGUUGCCAAGCUUGGUUAUUCCUGGAUGGGCGCUGCGGUCCUGCCCUUCAUCGGUGAGGAAAGCCUCCAGCGAGCUUUGGAAAAGCUGCUUGAUGGAGCGCCGGACCACGCACAGUGCCUGGUGCAGGAGCGUGUCGAAGGAGUCCGCUGUGAGCUGCGUGCCUUCUGCUGCAGGGACUUAGCUACCGGCUCCUAUGCAACAGAGUUGCUCAGAAUGCAGCUGAAGCCGCCGCAGCACGGCGAAUGGGAUUCGUCUUUCGCGCUGGCCAGCCAUAAAACGUGGACAAGAGACGAGCUUGCGAUGCAAAAGUUUUCUGGGGACAGGCAAGUUGUGGAGAGAAUCGAGGAGGAUGUGCGUCGGACAGCGCACACUUGGCUGGAGCACUUCAAGCUCCGAGGGCACGAGCCGCAUGUCAUCCGCCUGGACUUCUUGGUGCAUACCUGCGAACUUACAGAAUGUGGCGGCGCGACAUGCGGCCUGCAUGUUCGCACCCGGACAGCCGCAGUGCUGAAUGAAUGCAUGCUAGAUGGACAGGAGAGUCUGGCCGACUUUCCAAAGCCAUUGCCCCCACUGGAGAAGGAGAGACCUCAGCCCCGCCCUGAGCAGCCAGCAAGAGCUAGUAGAGAUCGCCAUGACCACCAUGCCCACAAUGCACAAAGCCGCGGAUCCACGAACAAUUCGCUGGACGACGCUCGACAGCCUCGUCGCCGCCUCGAGCUCUUUGCGGCUUUACUUGCAGUGGCCUUGCUACUCUGGCAGCGGAAGUUCAGCACAACCCACUUGAAGAGACUUAUGGCGCUUCCACCAAUCGGCCUCUUUGCGUGUGGAGCAGCUGCGGUCUACGUUCCCGCAGAUUUGGCUGACAUCGACGAGAACCUUGAGGCUGAAGUUGCCGAAGACCAAUUGGCAGGACGGGUCGAUGGCUUUCAGCCUGCCACAAGCAGCAGGUCGGCACGGCCAUCGUCCAGCCCGAAAUCUGGCGCCAGUCGUCGGACGUCGCAAGAAGAGCCGACAUCCAUGCAUGAAGCGGCUGACGAAGCCCUUGCUCGAGCAAUCGCACAGGCAAGUGUUGGCCUCUCAAUGGAUAAUGCUGAUUACCUGGAGGAACAUGCGGCCUACGGCCAGGAGGGGCUUCCGAGCAUCUCCAUGUCGAAGCUUCCCAGUGCCGUCACGGUGGCAGGGGUUCCCGUCGCUACCACCGGGGACUUGGUCUACCUUGGAGGAGGGUUGUACGCAGCCGCGCCAACCGAGAAGCCGGUGAAGAAACAGAGUGUGGCACCGGCUCGACCAAGACCUCGAAAGGCUCCCUCUGCCAUUCGAAGUGCAAGCGCGCACAUCGUGGGUGCUGGAGCACGUGCUGACCACAGCGAGAGUUCGCCACAGUCAAGAGCCCACAGCGAAGGGCAGAUUGGCGUCGGCCAGUUGAACCUUGACGGCCGAGGCUCUUCGCGGCAUGGCAGUGUUUCCGGAAGCACGAGCGCAGGGAGCGCUUCCGGCCCUCGCAUCUGGCGUCCCUCAGGAGUGCAGAAGCUUCCGCCUGCAAAAUUGGAGCCUCCAGCAGGUUUCGGUGGCAGAGCCAGUCGCCUCACCACAGAGGACAUUGGUAAGAUGCCUGGAGAGCAUUCGGAGGACCGAGCGAGCAACCGAAGGUUGCAUGGAAAAGAGGGCGUCCUGCUAUUUGGUCCGAAUGGGGUACUUGCGCACAUGCGAGAUCCCCGAGACCCAGAGCGCCAUCAGGUCGGAAUGCCACCAGGCGGGCCUCCGCAAGGCAUCGAACGACGCCUCGAGGAGCGAAAAGCGGCAAAGCAGGCAAGAACAAAUGAGAUCCUCGAGGAAAAAGCUCUUCGAGAAGCCACGGAAGCAGCCAUCAGCAUGCAGAAGCGCCAAAAUCUGGCUGCCAUGGCCCGGAACGCUUCGGCACCGGAGAUAUCCGAGGAUCUGGAGAGGAAGAGAGCACGGCUGGCGUGCAAGAUGGAUAUCUUGGACUUCUUCCGAGGGUGA